UUGUACACAAAACGAACAGCAGAAAUGAAAACUGACGACUGAAAUAUUUUGUCAUAGGAGUAACAGAGAAGCUAACGUGCUCAACUAAUGUAAUCCACGGGUGGACUUCUGAAAUAUGGCAUUUCAGAGAGAACUUGAUGAUAUGGCUAAAGCCAAACUUGGUGAUUUAAUAGCACGUCAGAAGAAUGUUGGGGGUAAAAGUGUCACCAAUGAUUUAAAAAUGAAUUAUGAACUGGAAGAACAGACUGCAGAAAACCUCACCAGAAAAGAACAAGUUGCUGCAAUGAAAUCAGUUAUUCUUCAAAAAGCACUUGAAAAAACAGACGGUUUGAAUGUCUACAGGGGCCCAGUUUCAGCCCACAACAUUCAUUCAGAACACAGCAAUCAAGUGAUUGCACUUACCUGUGAUAGGGAAGUUGCCUCCUGGUUGAGAACCCUGCACCUUCAGAAUGCUGAGAAAUAUCUGAAGAUUUUUGCAGAGCAUGAGAUAGACAUGCAGAGUUUGAAGUUGUUAAGGGAGAGAGAUCUGAGAAGCAUGGGGAUUACUGCAGUGGGAGCCACCAGUAAGAUUCUCUUUGCUAUAAAAGAAUUACAAGGAGAAGAUUUUAAGAGUCCAGUUUAUUCUACAAAUAAUGUUAGUGAGAUGGAUUUUGCCAGAGAUGUUGCUGGGGUCAGUAGACAAGAUAAAAGGAGUCAACAGAGGAAAAGGAAAGGUCCUUCUGCCAAUAUACAAAAUGCCUUACAAGAUCAAUCAUGUUUGAACCAUGGAUCCAAGGUGGCAGAUCAGAGUGAAGCACAGAGACAACAGAUUCUGAUGGCAGCUAGAAAAAAUGCCCGUGACAAGUUGGCUGCUAGACAUGUGGCAAGGAUGAAAGGAGAAGUGCAGGAAGAAGAAGCUGCUAGGAAAGAAGCCUUAGUAAAGUGGGGCAGUCACCAGAAAAAUGGCCAAAGUGUGCGGCAGGUCCUCAAAGAAGUAUCAAAAAAUGCAGAACUAAGAAAAGGUUCUUGUUUGAGUAAAAAACCACCAGCUCCUGAUGUACAGCCAAAAGCUAAUGAUGUAAACAGACAAAAGAUGGAAAAGCUUAAACCAGCAAGAAGAAAAAGGUCAAUGCCUGAUACAAGGAACUUUCUUCAAGUCCCCAAGGAAGCAGAUGGAAGUGGAGGUAAUAGGGCAGAUAAUGCUGAACUAAAGGCAGGAGCAGCACAAAACAAAAAAUGUGAUCGUUUACGAAGAGCAUCCCUACAGGCAGAAGAUAUGCUGAUUCAGUUGGAAUCUAAGAUGGGAGAACUGCAGCACAGAGCCUCAAUGGACAUGUCUGUAUCGGAGCAAACUCUGGAUGUCUUACAGCAGCAACUGGCCCAGCUACAGGAACACUAUAAAGAAAAACAGCAAAGGAUUCAGCAAAGAGAACAACAGAAAGUAAACCAAGAAGGACAAGAGGAUGAUGAGUCACCUGGAACUCGGGGACAACAACUACAGCACACUAGUUAUGAUCUGCAGCAUGCAUUGCAGUAUCAGCAGCAGCAAUUGAAACCUUCCCAGUAUGAAGAGAACAGUCAACGACAGCAUGAACAGGUUUAUCAGCAAAAACUAAAGCAUUCUCUUGGCAGUGAGCUUACCUAUGAGCCACAUUGCCCUCCACAACAAAAUCAGCAGCUCUGGGCUAUACCAAGUGACAAAUUAUAUCAGCAUGGUCCAGAGACAAAUGCUGCUCUGAGAGUCACCUCAAAUUACUUGGGUCAGUCUGCUGAUACAGUAAGCAUUAAUCACCCCCCUGCACUGUCAGAGAGAGGACUCGUUAUAAAGCAAGAGCUUCUGGAGAAUAUGAGGAAACAGAAGGAGAAACAGAGGGAGGAAAUAAAGUAUCUAGAGGACCAGCUCAGUCAAAUGAAGUACAGGGACAGAGUUAAUCAUAAUGAAAUACCUAAAGGAGACAUUUUAUUUGAUGAAGCAGAUCUGCUAGGAGAGGGCACUUUCUGCCAAGUGUUUAGAGGGACAUACAGGAACUCUGAGGUGGCUGUGAAGAGACUGCAGGUGCCCCUGGCAGCACAGGACAGGAAUUAUUUUACUGCUGAGGUGAACUUACUUCAAGAAUUGCGUCACCCCAGAGUGGUUCUCCUCCUUGGUGCCAGCACAAAAACUCGUCUUCCUCUAAUGGUACUGGAGUUCAUGUCCCAGGGCAGUCUUCACGAGUAUCUUCACGACAGUUCAAGACCUCCUCUGAACCAUGUGAGUUACUACCAGAUCUCACGUGAUGUGGCUCUAGGGAUGAACUACCUACACAGACACAAGCCUGUGGUACUGGUGCUGGAGCUCAACACCACACACAUCUUGCUGGGGGGAAAUGGGAGGGCUAAGGUGUCAGGAUUUGGCUUCUCCAAGCUCAAACAUGAUGCCCAGCUUGCUGCCUCUACAUCUGCAGCCUGCAACCCUGCCUGGAUGGCCCCAGAGUUGCUUAGCAACCAUGAUGUCACUACCAAAGCAGAUGUUUACAGUUAUGGAAUUGUACUCUGGGAAAUGCUGACAAGGCAGAUACCAUAUGAUGGGCUCUCUAUGUAUCAGGUUCUAGAACGAGUGCGGUCCAACCAAAGGCCUUCCUUGCCACCAUCAUGUCCUGAGAGUCUGUCUUCUCUGAUCUCCAAAUGCUGGCACCAGACACCUGGCAAAAGACCCCAUUUUAAGGAUAUCUUAGAUAUGUUGGAAGACUUAUCUUUCCCACCUGAAUGGAAGGCAGUGUUUCAAGUGGCAUCAAAUACACAAGAACUGCCCCAAGACAGUGUAAGAAUACUAACAAACUAGGAGGUGUACCACUGGGAUACAAUUCAGGGAUUCUAAACAUUCCAAAGACCACGCCGACUUGAAUUUAGGCUGAUUUGGAUUUAAGUCUCUGUCAGCCAUUAAGAAGACCUGCACAAAACAUGCAAUCCCAAGCCAUGUGUAGUCUCAAUUGUAGGCGGGGAAUAUGAUUCGACUUGUUAGUGUUCAUGUCAGCUUUGGUGUGAAGAAUUUUGCUUGCUGUAGUUUAGACAAUGAGGGAACAGUAUUCAGCUGAAAGCACAAAAUGUUUGAAAAGAAUUAUUGUGGAGUCCUCAUUAAAUGAAAGCACAUGGUAAUAUAUUGCUGUGGAUGAAAAAAAUUAAUGCUAAUUUAAGCUGGUUUGGAAUAUCAAUUUUAGUCAGGUCUAGCUAGGACAAUAAACAACAUUUGGUGUCUAGGUCAGGCCUACAAUUUUAGGUAAAUGUGCCAAAUCACAUGCUUAGAUAUUUCUAUUUUUACAACUGUUUUAUUAAGUAUGCUUUUAGAAUAUUUCUCUUCAAAUCUAUUAUAUUAUGCAUUCCCUUUGUUGUUUUUUGUCAAAAUGUUUUAUAUUUAUCAGCUUGUUGCACAAAGUGCUGUGGUGGGAUGAUUGCAAAAAAUGCAUUUUUGUUUUGGGAUUCUUUGGAAGAGUAAAAUGCAUACAUAAUUUUACUGUGUUCAUAAUAUUCAGCACAAUGGCAAUCAAAUUUUAGAGGCCAAAGAUUUUUGUACCAGAUUUUCCCAUAUUCUUUUAAGUAGAGUUUCAAUCUGAAAGGCAUGUUUCAUCCUCCAGACAGAAGAUAACAAAGUUUUAAUUUUGUUGUAAUCACAGGUUAUAAAAUGAAUUAAUUGUAA
Molecule: messenger RNA, 3652 nt
Organism: Lingula anatina
Lineage: Eukaryota; Metazoa; Brachiopoda; Lingulata; Lingulida; Lingulidae
Biological process (GO): protein phosphorylation
Molecular function (GO): protein binding; ATP binding; protein serine/threonine kinase activity
Source: RefSeq, a predicted model, not a curated record